UCUACAGAUGCCCUACAAAGCGAUGUUCAGUCAGUCCGAGAUGCUGUGUGGAGAUUGACAAGCUUGGUAAAGAAUCUGCAAAUAAAUGGCUCUGCAGCACCAGAAUGUCCAGAAGACUGGAAACAAUAUUCUUUGAGUUGUUAUUACCUCUCCAAAGAUACAAAAUCAUGGCCAAGUGCCAAGAAAUUUUGUGAGUCCAAAAGUUCUCAUCUGGUCACUAUCAAUACCAGAGAAGAACAGAACUAUUUACAAGGUUUAAAGCCUGGUGAGUUUGUCUGGAUCGGUCUUACUGAUGUGGAUGGACACUGGAAAUGGGUAGAUGGCACCAACUAUGAGACUGCCUUAAAGUACUGGAAAGAGGGACAACCAGAUGAGUACUUCGGCCACGGCCUGGGCGGAGGUGAAGACUGUGCUCAUUUACUCCAUAAUGGUGAAUGGAAUGAUGAACACUGCUCCCGUCCGUAUUUUUACAUAUGUGAGAACAAUAUUCUCUCAAAGCCAUGAGUGUAGUGUACAGAAGAGCGCCAAGAGGGGCACAUAUAAUUAUGGAGUGUGACACACUGCUAACUUUAGACAGACCCAAUUUCGUGGAUAUAGUUCUGUCUUCAAAAGUAUAAAACGUAUUGAGAAUCAUGCGCUAACCCUGCAGAUUAAAGCCCAUUCAGCUUGAUUUUCUGAUUAACUCACAGCCCUGGAAGAAACAAUGACCAUACAAGAAGCUUGCCCAUCAAGAUGAAGCUAAUCCUACCCCUAGCAUCUCAUGCCUUUAAUGGGAUGGCUUACUCAAAAAAAUUAUCCCCUUUAAUUUGUCCCCAAUGAUCCAUUUUAUCUGCUGGAGUGUAUUAAAUUGUUUACAAGUAUUUCCUUUACCCUUAUAUAUGAACUUUUGAAAUAGUUGAUUUAGCCUGUGGUUUCCCCACCUAUUCUGCAUGUUUCUGGUCUUAGGUCCAAGCUAUAGAUAGGCUGUGUAAACAGAGCCAGAAGAAGAAAUUUUAGGUAUAGAAGAGAUAGGGUAAUAACAUGUUGAUUUUCCAUUGUUCUCUCCAAGCAUUGGUCUUUGGUUUACGGACAGAUAUAAGAUAAAGAAGCAUGUAUAUGUACACAAUGUGAUAAUGUAAUGAGAUCUGAUUAUACCUACAAGCUCAACCCAUUUUAUUAGGCUGUGGCCUCAAGACACAAAACCAGCUAAUCAAAUACACAAAUAAUCCCUUAAAAAGGAAAUUGCUAUACAUUAUAUACUCUGCAGCUUCUAAAAAAAGUAAUUGGAAACACAUUAAAGGGAUACUAAACCCAAUUUUUUUAUUUCAUGAUUCAGAUAGAGCUUGUAAUUUUAAGCAACUUUCUAAUUUACUCCUAUUAUCAAAUUUUCUUCAUUCUCUUGCUAUCUUUAUUUGAAAAAGAAGGCAUUUAAGAUAAGGAGCCAGCCAAUUUUUGGUUCAGACCCUGGACAGCACUUUUUAAAUGGUGGAUGCAUUUAGCCACCAAUCAGCAAGCACAACCCAGGUUAUGAAUAAAAAAUGGGCCGGAUUCUAAACUUACAUUCUUGCU
Bombina bombina (fire-bellied toad) is the source of this 1548-nucleotide messenger RNA. RefSeq names its product C-type lectin domain family 10 member A-like. The annotation marks the transcript as partial. The transcript has 4 exons. Lineage: Eukaryota; Metazoa; Chordata; Amphibia; Anura; Bombinatoridae. Gene Ontology annotation, molecular function: signaling receptor activity. The record is from RefSeq and is a predicted model, not a curated record.